UAGGAGGUAAACCAAACAAAGCGCAUGUUGUCAAGCAAGAAAGCCACUUUUUUUGUUACAACGAAUUAUCCGAAGCCGCUACAUCAAGGCGGUGGCUCAACUACGCAGUUCUUUCUUCUAAUAAAUCGAAAGGUAAAAUUCACCACGAAUUUUUGUGGUUCUCAUUUUCUUGUAGUUCAGGCGCGAAAGCUCGAGCGUCGCCGACAUCCGUACUUACAGUGUUGGUGUUCUCGAAAAA
Messenger RNA from Amoebophrya sp. A25, 238 nucleotides. The record is from the annotation of a GenBank genome assembly. Lineage: Eukaryota; Dinophyceae; Syndiniales; Amoebophryaceae.